Molecule: messenger RNA, 2682 nt
Organism: Polistes canadensis
Lineage: Eukaryota; Metazoa; Arthropoda; Insecta; Hymenoptera; Vespidae
Product: chromatin modification-related protein eaf-1-like
Exons: 3
Source: RefSeq, a predicted model, not a curated record
UCCCCUCGGUCUAUAAAGCUACGAGAAACCCACUUCCACCGAACAUUCGCUCGCCGCUUCGUCACUCAUUUACUCACCAUGUGGCUCUUGUUUAUCAUCGCAGGUCUAUUGGCGGUUUCCGCCGAAAAGGAGUCUGCCGUAUCGAACGUGGCAGAAAAAUCGUCGUCGUCGUCUCCCACGGCGAGUGCAGAUGACAUCGUCAUGCUAGAGAUCGACGUAAAAGGUCCUGCUAAAAGAUCACCGAUAUCAGCCAAUGGCGUUUAUGGAGCAUCGCCAAGCCAAUACGUUGUUCGACAUGGUGAUGACCCUCAAGAGCUCUCACCGGAGUACCUAUCGGCGGCACUGCAGCAAUAUUCUCAAUCGCAACCACAAACGUUCGGUCCAACAACUGCAACGCCACUAUCCCAGCGCAGACCAUUACCAGCAUACGCUAGACAACAACAACAAUUGCAACAAGCCUACCACAAUUAUCGAAAACCAGCUGUAGUACCGCCGAGACCUCGAGCACAGCUUCAUCCUCAAGCUUUGGCUCAAGCCGAAGUGGCAGCUCAAUUACAGGCUCAAAUUGAUGCUAGAAAUCGUGCAGAUGCCAUACAUACAGCUCGUUUGAGUCCCAGUGGUACGUCGACUUAUCAAGUUGCAGCAUAUUCCGAACCGAAAUUGGGAACGUUCGAACAAGAACUUCUUCAAUUGGUAUCAGCCAACCAAGCUCAGGAAUUUAAGCUUGUUCCAACGCAACCAAAAUCAGCAUUGAAAUCUGGCUAUGCGUCUGAAUAUUCCCAACAAUUAGUAAGUUAUCCGAGUCAGUAUUCCAAACCAGCAGCAGUAGCAGCACCAACACCAGCAGCAUCCCAUUUACCAGAACAAUAUCACAUCGAGACUACAGCACCGCGUUAUCAGCAACAAGCACCAGCUUAUCAAUCUGUCGAAGAACCAGUUCAAAUCCAAUMCCAGCCAGUGCAAUCCCUUCCAGUUCAAGCUAAAGAAUUCAGACCUUCUCCUCAAUAUCAGUAUGCCGAAGAUCAUAAUAACCUGAAAGCUGUUCAACAGGCUCAAGCCCAAGCUGAAGCCGAAGCGAUAGCAAGAGCUCAAGCACAUGCUCAAGCUCAAGCUUUAGCUUUCCAAAAAGUUACGCAAGCUGCUCACAACAAGCAUCAUCAGGAUGCUUUUCAACAGAUCCAAAUAGUGAACGAACGUCAUAGACAACAAAGUGCUUUAGAACAAAUUCAGCAAGGUGCACAGGUCAGUGACGCAGGACGUGCACAUAUCGAGGAACAAUAUCAUCCGAAAGAUCCCGAAGCCGCGUACAGAGCACGCUUGAAGGCUCAAGCUCAAGAAGAAUUAGCCGAGGCUAGAAGAGCUCAUGAAGCUGCAGAAUACAAGGCGCACUCCGACGCCAUAUUGAAACUUCAGGCACAACAGCAGGCUCAUUUGAAAGCGCAAGAGGAUGCUCAUAAGUACGCUUUGAAUUUCGAGAAAAAUCAAUUACAAGCCCAAGCGCAAGCUCAAGCUCUGGCACAAGCUCAAGCCGAAGCUUUGUAUAAAGUUCAUCAGCAAAAUCGUGCCAAAGCGAAUAACGAAGCUGUAGCGGUGGCCAGAGCUCAAGCAGAAGCAAGGACAAAAGAUCCAGAACAUACACCAGUAAUUCAAUAUCUUUUGCCCAAUAGUACACCUCUUCCAUCUCCAAACAGUUACUACACCAACGACGAAGUACAAAAAUAUCAAGCUUCGGGAUCAUCCUACGUUCCCAGAUCUGUUCCAAAAGACGAAGGACCUCCUCUAGCACAGGAAAUCCAACCUACGAUCACUCAGCCUCGACAAACUCACAAAUUGAAGAUACCAGCUGCCUCGCCAUCCUCCGUUUACGUGUCUCAAUCAGGUCUAUUAAAAAAAGCCCCAGUUAAAUCACUAACUAUCGAAGAAAUCAUUGAACAGGACCAAGUCAAUGGACCUCAAGUCGUACGUAUUCCUACAUCCAAAGGACAUCAAACACUAACGCAAGAAGACCUCUCAGCCCUUCUUCAUUCCGACUACUCGGUUACUCCCAUUCCCCAAACUGCUAAACCUACUCAACAAACUUACAUCGGAGAAAACGCACCGGCAGGAUACUACGUGAAAAAACAAAGAAAUCCAGUUGCCAGGCCUGAAUAUAUUACUUACGAAGAUGUAAUCCCUCAAGCUCGUAAACCAACAAGAAAGAACAGACCAAUUUUAAAGCCACAAGGUAGUGAAGCUGAUGCUAGUGAAAAAGUUACUUAUCUAGUACCUUUGGAACAAGAAUUUGGAACCAAACAACCAUUGGUUAGACGUAUCCAAGAAUGAAAAUCGUAUAUCCAUCCUCGUUCUAAUUGUUUUUACCCAACUUGUAUAGAUACAAUCGAUAAUUGAACUAAACAUCAUUGAUGAUAUUAUCAAAACUAUAGAAAUCAUCAAAUAUUAAAUUAGAACAAGAAAAUCUAACUAAAUUAUACAAUUUUUUCAUGAGAUUUAUUACCGAUAAUAUCAUGACGUUUCUUUUUAAACUAUCUUGACACGCAUACAAAGCACAACCAUACACGUAUUUCCUUCCCAUCCCUAAUGAUAUUAUCCAAUUAUAUUCAAAAAGCCCAAUUUCUUUUGACUUUAUGAUUAAAUAUGACAAAAUAUGAUUAUAUCAUUUGUAGUCACAACUGGUGAUCAUAA